Vicia faba (fava bean) is the source of this 330-nucleotide messenger RNA. The record is from the annotation of a GenBank genome assembly. Lineage: Eukaryota; Viridiplantae; Streptophyta; Magnoliopsida; Fabales; Fabaceae.
AUGGCUAUUUCGGAUUAUGUAAGAGCGGUACAAAAAGGCUAUGAAGAUUGUAUGCUUUCCUUUACACCUUCAAGCUUGAAGGUUCGCGAAAGCAGUUUGGUGAUUGCAAAUGAUCUCAUCAUUGCUAAAGCCAAGGAAAUCCAUAAGUGUUUAGUGAAAGCUCUUGAUCUUAAUCAUCGAGAGGUAGAGUUUAUCAAAUGGGAAGCUCCCUCCCAUCCUUUUGUUAAAGUCAAUGUUGAUGGUUGCGCCAAGAAUAAUCCAGGACCUGCAAUGGGGGACUCAUUAGAAAUUAGAAUGGAGAAUGGAUCAUUGGAUUCAUGGAGAACCUAG